This is a messenger RNA of Linum trigynum, 1839 nucleotides long. Lineage: Eukaryota; Viridiplantae; Streptophyta; Magnoliopsida; Malpighiales; Linaceae. The record is from the annotation of a GenBank genome assembly.
AUGGAGUGGGACAGCAGCAAUUCGGAUCUGAGCGGCGACGAGGAGGAGGAAGGCAGCUUCGGCAUCAGCGAUGGUGUCGGUCCAAUCCCUUUCCCCGUCGAGAGCUUGCUUCAAACCGCGCCCUGUGGGUUCGUGGUCACGGAUGCCCUUGAGCCUGACCACCCUAUCAUCUAUGUCAAUACUGUAUUCGAGAUGGUAACUGGGUAUCGAGCUGAGGAGGUGCUUGGCCGCAACUGCCGCUUCUUGCAAUGCAGAGGACCGUUCGCCAAAAGAAGGCAUCCAUUAGUCGACUCAUCCGUGAUCUCAGAAAUAAGGCGGUGCCUCGAUGAAGGCAUUGAAUUCCAAGGUGAGCUGUUGAACUUCAGAAAAGAUGGGUCACCCUUAAUGAACAGGUUGCGCCUCACUCCCAUAUAUGGUGAGGACGACAUAAUCACUCACGUCAUCGGGAUUCAGUUCUUCACCGAAGCAGCAAACAUUGACCUCGGCCCGGUACCUGGUUCAGUUAAGGUUUCAGCUAAACUUACUGACCACCUUGGUUCUCGACUCUCCACCUACUGCCCAGCCGAUCGAUCUGUUUGCCGCAGUGGACUUUGUGGCAUGCUGCAGCUGAGUGAUGAGGUGAUAUCUCUGAAGAUUCUAUCUCGGUUGACUCCUCGAGACAUUGCGUCGGUUGGUUCGGUUUCUCGACGGUUCUAUGAGCUGACCAAGAAUGAGGACCUCUGGAGAAUGGUCUGCCAGAAUGCAUGGGGAUGCGAGACAACUCGGAUACUGGAAGCUGUUCCAGGCGCGAAAAGACUUGGGUGGGGUCGGCUUGCCCGAGAACUAACCACCCUUGAAGCAGCGGCAUGGAGAAAGGUUACCGUCGGUGGUUCUGUUGAGCCUUCACGCUGCAAUUUCAGUGCAUGCGCAGUGGGGAACCGGGUGGUCCUUUUCGGAGGGGAAGGUGUCAACAUGCAGCCAAUGAACGACACGUUCGUACUAGAUCUCAACGCCAGCAACCCGGAGUGGGAACAUGUCCAUGUCAGCUCCCCACCACCUGGACGGUGGGGCCACACGAUAUCUUGCGUCGAUGGAUCUAAUCUAGUAGUCUUUGGAGGCUGCGGAAGGCAGGGUUUGCUCAAUGAUGUCUUCGUAUUGGAUUUGGAUGCCAAGCCACCAACUUGGCGGGAGAUCUCGGGGCUAGCUCCGCCGCUGCCACGAUCAUGGCACAGCUCAUGCACCCUUGAUGGCACAAAGCUGAUCGUCUCUGGUGGGUGUGCUGACUCGGGAGUUCUCCUUAGCGACACAUUUCUUUUAGACCUCUCGAUGGAGAAGCCCACUUGGAGAGAGAUACCAGCUGCGUGGACCCCGCCUUCUCGAUUGGGCCACACAUUGUCAGUCUAUGGGGGGAGGAAGAUACUGAUGUUCGGCGGGCUGGCAAAGAGUGGGCCCCUGAGGUUUCGUUCCAGCGAUGUGUUCACGAUGGAUUUGAGCGAGGAGGAGCCAUGUUGGAGAUGUGUGACAGGGAGUGGCAUGCCUGGGGCAGGGAACCCGGGAGGGGUGGCGCCCCCUCCUAGACUUGACCACGUAGCAGUCAGUCUUCCCGGUGGGAGGAUCCUCAUCUUUGGAGGCUCCGUGGCGGGCCUUCAUUCAGCUUCCCAGCUCUAUCUGUUAGAUCCAACGGAGGAGAAACCAACAUGGAGGAUUCUGAAUGUGCCUGGACGGCCACCAAGGUUUGCAUGGGGGCAUAGUACUUGUGUGGUUGGAGGGACGAGGGCUAUAGUGCUCGGUGGUCAGACCGGGGAGGAAUGGAUGCUUAGUGAGUUGCAUGAACUGGCAUUAGCAAGUUCAGUGAUUUGA